AUGACCAGCGUCACCAGCGACCCCCCGUCGGCUUCCGACACCAACACAGCUCCCAAGCUCCUGAGGGUCGCCGAGAACGAGGAGCCUCAGCUUCAGCCUGCGCCUCAACCCACGCCCGAGCAGCUCGAGCCAGCCCUCCAGCCCGCGUCCUUGCCAGAGUCCCCCAACCUCCUCCCCCUCGACCACCCCACAAACGCGCGAUACCUCUACGCCGCGCGCGCCGCCAUCAUGGCCGCGGACGCGUACUCGCACUCCCUCUUCCGCACGCGGGCCGAGACUGUCCCCUCGAUGAGUAUGGGCCCACCCCCGCCACCGACACAGACUCUGCACACGCAGACCCAGCCUGAAGACCAGGAGGUGUCUUGGACCCUCCCGCUCUGCCCCGACACGGCGGGGCGCUCGUACUGCCUCCCCACCAUGUUUAAUGGGAUCGUGUGGUGCAUGCGGUGCCGCGGGAGAGUGCGGGUGUAG
Cutaneotrichosporon oleaginosum is the source of this 471-nucleotide messenger RNA. RefSeq lists its product as uncharacterized. The record is from RefSeq and is a predicted model, not a curated record. Lineage: Eukaryota; Fungi; Basidiomycota; Tremellomycetes; Trichosporonales; Trichosporonaceae.